GUUCGUGUUGACACCCGCAGCAGGCUGUAAUGGCUGAGAUAGACAUUGGGAAGCAUUGUCAGAUCGAUUCCUGCAGUCAGAACGAUUUCCUUCCAUUUGUCUGUGAGCUCUGCAGUGGUGUUUUCUGCCUUGAGCACAGAAGCAGAGAGGCCCAUUUAUGUUCAGAGGAGCCAGUGAAAAAGGUAUCCCAGACUGUGGGUGGCAGCACAAGUUACCCAUGCUCGUUUCAAGACUGCAAGGGAAAAGAACUGCUGCCUGUAAUAUGUCCGCAGUGUGAAAAACAUUUCUGUUUGCCCCAUCGUCAUCAAGAUGAUCACAAGUGUGAGAAGUUGGAGGUCCAAAAGCCUCGAAUGGCAGCCACCAAAGAGCUGGUGCAAAAGAUUGUUGAGUCAAAGGACGUAUCUAAAAGUAAAGGACGCAGAGGAGCAAAGAACAGUGCAACUGCAGCCAAGGUAGCAUUAAUGAAACUGAAGCUGCAUGCAGCAGGAGACAAGGGGCUGCCACAGACGGAGAGAACCUAUGUUCAGGUUUAUCUUCCUAAAGAAUCCAAAGACUCCAGCCAACCGAUGUUCUUCUGUUCAAAGUGGAGUGUGGGGAAAGUGGUGGAUUACGCAGCCUCUUUAGCUAGCCUCAAGAACAACAAUAAUGUACUGACAGCCAAGAAGCUGCGGUUAUGUCAUCCCCAGACAGGCGAGGCUUUCCAGAUGGACGACACCAUACUCUCGCUGCUGGCUCACCAAGAAACGCCGCUUUACAAUGGGGGAAAUGUGAUCUUAGAGUACCUGGACAAUGAGUGCUCAGGUCUGGAGAAUGUCUCUGACUACAUCACUCAGACUUGACAAACAAAUGACGAAUAAUGUUUAGAGAAUUCUGUAUGUCAUUUGUAUUUCUUUCAAUAAAAUACAUCACAUUGAAUCUGGGUUGAUCAUCAAA
Messenger RNA from Anoplopoma fimbria (sablefish), 933 nucleotides. It is a transcript of the gene zfand1, whose product is annotated as zinc finger, AN1-type domain 1. The transcript is spliced from 8 exons. Gene Ontology annotation, molecular function: zinc ion binding. Gene Ontology annotation, cellular component: cytoplasm; cytoplasmic stress granule. Gene Ontology annotation, biological process: cytoplasmic stress granule disassembly. The record is from RefSeq and is a predicted model, not a curated record. The coding region runs from base 30 to 839 and encodes 269 amino acids. Lineage: Eukaryota; Metazoa; Chordata; Actinopteri; Perciformes; Anoplopomatidae.